AUGGGGAGCUACAGACCGAUGAACCUCACCUCUGUGCCUGGGAAGAUCAUGGAGCAGAAGCUCAUGGAAGCAAUGCUAAGGCACACGCAAGACAAGGCGACAAUCCAAGGCAGCCAGCAUGGCUUUACUAAGGACAGAUUGUGCCUGACCGGUCUGAUGGCCUUGUAUGAUGGAGUGACUACAAUGGCUGACAAGGGCUCUGCCUGGGGACAAAUGCUCUUCAAUAUCUUUACCAAUGACAUUGACAGUGAGGUAGAGUGCACCCUCAGAAGGUUUGCAGAUGACUUGAAGUUGAGUGGUGCAAUUGACACAACAGAAGGAAGGGGUAUUAUCAAGGGGGAUGUGGACAAGCUUGAGAAGUGGGCCCAUGAGAGCCCCAUGAGAUUCCACAAGUCCAAGUGCAAGGUGCUGCGCCUGGGUCAGAGCAAUCCCAGACAUGAGUACACACUGAGAGAAGAACUCAUUGAGAGCAACCCUGUGGACAGGAACUUAGUGGCCAAAGUAAUGAAGGUUCCUGUGUAUGAGACACCAGCAGGAUGGAGAUACUUUUCCAAUCUCAUGGACUCUGGACGUUGUUCACUUUGUGGAGAGGAGAGUUUUGGCACUGGGUCUGAUCACCUUCGAGAGAAAGAUGGACUGUGGGCUGUGCUAGUUUGGCUUUCAAUCCUAGCAGCCCGAAAGCAGAGUGUGGAGGAGAUUGUGAGGGAUCACUGGGCAAAAUUUGGCCGGCACUACUACUGCAGGUUUGAUUAUGAAGCACUGGAACCCAGAACAGCAUAUUUCAUAAUGAGAGACCUGGAAGCUUUGAUCACUGACAAAUCAUUCAGACAUCAGCAGUUUGCUGUGGGUAACAAUAUCUACAGUGUGGAAAGAACAGACAGCUUUGAGUUCGUAGAUCCUGUGGAUGGCACUGUGACCAAAAGACAGGGGCUGCGGAUUAUUUUUUCAGAUGCUUCCAGGCUCAUCUUCAGAAUGAGUGCUUCAAGUCAUGUGAGAGCUACUCUCCGGAUCUACGCAGAGAGUUAUGAAAAGGAUCCUAGCCAACACAAUAAGGAACCACAGGCUGUGCUGAGUCCUCUUAUAGCAAUCGCACUGAAAAUAUCUCAGAUUCAUGAGAGGACAGGACGAAAGGGACCCACUGUCAUUACCUGAAGCCACAGAAGAUUGUUAAACCAGGGCCAAAAGAGAAGCAGCAAGGGACUAAACCUUGUUAAGACUUGUUAGCCAUUUGUGCCUUGUAUGAUUGUAAAAGUUUUCUUGGGGAGAGAGGCAGGGUGGGAACUAAAAUUCAAUAUAACAUUGAGUAUAAUCACUUGCAUUGGUCUCCAAAUGCAAUAGUAUAUUGACUUCUUUGUUUUACCUGCAAUAUCUUAAUUUCAGAUAACAAUAUAACCAAAGAGGCCUUAAUUUUCAAAUGUUGUCAGCAGGGUGACAGAAAAUGACAACUGCUUGGUUUUGAAUGCUGUGAUAAAAGUUGGAGAAAUUUCAGUUACAGAGAGAGAGGGGGGAGUUGCAAAGCAAAGAGAUAUUUGGUGAAUAUUGUUUGGGAAUAUUGUCACCUUCUUCUCAGUUUAUAAAAAAGCAUACAGAGCAUGUAUGAGCAUGUCAUAAGGGCUGUAUACUAAAGUAUGUGUUUUGUCACUGGACAACCAUGCCUCCUCUCCUGCCUCUCCUGUUGCUCACAGAUGCACACUGACAGCAGUGUUGUAUACACAUUUACACAUGCUCCCAAAGAAGGGGUUAUUCCAUAUUUUUUUUACCCCUGCUUUUAAAACAUAUCAAUGUGACUUGUGCCUUUAGAUUUUCCAGAUUUUUUGACGUUUUGGUUGUUUUCCUCCAAAGGGAGGCAUUUGUGCUAUAGAGCUGAUUUUAUCCUUCCAGCACUAUGUUGGCUAUGGAAUCUGACUGUCUUUUGCAGUAUUCCUCAUGUCAGGAGAUGAUACUGGAUCUUACUGUGUUUGAAAGGUAAUAAUGGCAAGUUCAGCAAUUCUUUAUGAAGGAGUUACGGAAGUCUUUUAAGUCUUUGGAAUACUCAUGCUCCACUACUACAAAGUGAAGUAAGUGAACAGGGGAUUAAAAAACCAAUAAAUUAAAUAGAAAUACUUGACUGAUUCACCAGCUGAACACGGUUUCUGUUAGAUUCUUAGUAACAGUGGAUCAUGGAAUAAAAAUUUGAGGAGUGCAAAAGGCGUCUCAGCAUAGGUCUGAGAGGGCUGUUGGGGAUAUGGACAUAGCAUUUUUCUGCUUGUGAAAUGAUACUGUGGUUCUAGCUACAAUACUGUGCCCUGAAGAAGAACACAAACACUUUGCAUGUGAUUUGUUUCAAAGCUUUGCUUUGUUGGUCGCUUGUAUCAUUCAUCAGGGUGGCUUUGUGCAACUUGCCUCUUUGCAGUGUAUUUUAUUUCAUUGUGGUUGUCAAAUUUUAGUGCAAUUUAUAUAAUAUUGCAGCAAAGAAAAUUGUUUUUAUUUCUUUCAACACUUCUGUCAAAAAAAGGCUAUGGCACUUAGUACACAAUAAAGAGUAAUGCUGUAUAUCUGUCUUAAUAUGUAAUUGUGGACAAGACACACUGCACUUUUAAGCAUCCUAAUAAAACUGCCUUUAAUACA
Neopelma chrysocephalum (saffron-crested tyrant-manakin) is the source of this 2607-nucleotide messenger RNA. RefSeq names its product phosphoglucomutase-like protein 5. NCBI's taxonomy places the organism in Eukaryota, Metazoa, Chordata, Aves, Passeriformes, Pipridae. Bases 1 to 1152 code for a protein of 383 amino acids. Gene Ontology annotation, molecular function: phosphoglucomutase activity. The record is from RefSeq and is a predicted model, not a curated record. Gene Ontology annotation, biological process: carbohydrate metabolic process; striated muscle tissue development; myofibril assembly. Gene Ontology annotation, cellular component: cell-substrate junction; adherens junction; cytosol. The transcript has 7 exons.